GUGCUCUAUCCACUCCAAAUUUCACUAAUGAGAUAUAAUGAAAUUAGAAUAGAUAAAGGAUAAGUGUAAUAUUUUGGUAUAUAAAUCUAUUUCUAAAGGUACUAGAGUGAUUCCAAAAUGAAGCUUCUAGUGAUUACAUUGGCGAUAUACCUUUUAGCUGGACACGCGUCCAGCGUCGACCCGUCCCCCACCAUCGUCCCCCGCCCCGGGGGCAAGAGCGGCGACGGCGUCACCACCAGGUACUGGGACUGCUGCAAGCCCUCCUGCGCAUGGGCCGACCACACCACCUACACCAAGGGCGGCCACCCCGCCGCCUCCUGUCUGGCGGACGGCAACACUGUCGCCGAUCCCAACAUCCACUCGGGCUGCCGGGAGAACGGAGACGCUUAUCUGUGCAACAAUCAGCAGCCGAUUUUUGUCAAUUCUAGCUUGUACUAUGGGUUCGCUGCUGCUUCUUUCACUGGUGGGGAGGAUUACUCGUGGUGCUGCACGUGCAUGCUGCUCUCCUUCAAAGGCCAACUGGCCGGCAAGCAGUUCCUCGUCCAGGUGGUGAACACCGGCAGCCCGCUGGCUGUCAACCAGUUCGACCUGCAGAUCCCAGGCGGCGGGGUCGGCCUGUACGCCGACGGAUGCGCCAAGCAGUGGGACGCCGACCCGAACACCGGGUGGGGCGACAGAGUGAUGGGGGUGAGCUCUAUCGAGGGCUGCGAGGAGCUGCCGCAGGAGCUGCAGCCCGGCUGCCGGUUCCGGUUCGAGUUUCUCGAGGGGGUGGACAAUCCGCCUGUUACUUUCUAUCAGGUCGAGUGUCCGGCUGAAAUAGUCGCGCUGACAGGAUGCGAGUAUUGAUACUGUAGUUUAUAAAGAUUAUAUCUAAUAGAGAUGGUAAUUUGUGUUUUUUUUA
Phaedon cochleariae (mustard beetle) is the source of this 901-nucleotide messenger RNA. NCBI's taxonomy places the organism in Eukaryota, Metazoa, Arthropoda, Insecta, Coleoptera, Chrysomelidae. The record is from the annotation of a GenBank genome assembly.